This is a messenger RNA of Anopheles arabiensis, 1708 nucleotides long. RefSeq names its product clusterin-associated protein 1 (gene Cluap1). The transcript has 3 exons. The record is from RefSeq and is a predicted model, not a curated record. Gene Ontology annotation, cellular component: centrosome; intraciliary transport particle B; cilium. Lineage: Eukaryota; Metazoa; Arthropoda; Insecta; Diptera; Culicidae. Bases 271 to 1566 code for a protein of 431 amino acids. Gene Ontology annotation, biological process: cilium assembly.
UACGCGCUCGAAUGCAACCGUCGGCUUGAUUUGUGUUUACCUUUUUUACUUUCCAAACAAAUUGUAGGAACGUUUACCCCAAACUACUCGCAAAAGUGUUCAAAAAUGCUUAAAUCACCAUUAGGUGCAGCAAUAUGCGCAUUAGCUGGUGUGUUUGUUUUUCCAUUCCCAGUCCCAGCAUGGUCACCAUGGUAACUUGAGGCUGACAACACACCGACCAUCGCAGGGUCAGCUCCAUCCCAACCCUCGGCCAGUGCGGACAAAUCAAUAAUGGCGUUCCGGGAUGUACGAGAUCUGGCGGAGCAGCUGAAGCUUCUCGGCUACCCGAACAGCAUACCGAUCUCCGUGCUCAGCACACCGUACGGUGGGCCGGAAAGCUUCAAAGCGUACUCGGACGUGCUGCAGUGGCUGAUCAACCGGCUCGAGCCGAACCUGGUGCUGGCGGGCGGUACCCGCACCGAGCAGGAGCGCAUCCAGUUCGUCCGGUCGGCGACCGAGUUCCUCGUGACGCGGUCCAGCAUCAAGGUGAACCCGCGCAAGCUGUACGCGAGCUCGGUGGCAGCGGCCAAGGAGUUGCUGAAGGUGACGGCCCUGCUGCUCUCCUCGCCCAAAGUGACCGGGCAGGAGGAGGAGCUGAUCAAGUCGCACGUCGAGAUCGACCUGUCGGACAAGCUUGACGAUCUGAAGAAAGUGCGCGGCCUGUCGUCCGAGCUGACGAACCGCGGGGCCGCCCUGUACGAUCUGCUGCAGAAGGAGCUGCUCAACCGGGAGGUGCGGAACGUGCAGUCGACCCGCUCGCUCGAGCUCGGUGCCACGGAGAAGAUCAUCAAGGGUGCGAUCGGGUCGCUGCAGUCCCGGCUCGCCAGCGCCCGGGCCGCGCUCGACGGGCUGCGGGCGGACAACGCGAACCUCGCGGCCAAGAGCGCGCGCAAAGCGUCUGAGCUGGAGCGGUCGCGCCAGCGGCUCCAGGCGCUGCAGAAGGUGCGGCCGGCCUACCUGGAGGAGUUUGAGAAGCUCGAGCAGGAGCUGAAGGCCCUGUACGAGCAGUACAUCGUGCGGAUCCGGUGCGUCGAUGCGCUGCGGUCGCAGCUGAUCAGCAAGAAUCGGACGCCCACGCCGACGUCGCCGGUCGCGCGGAUCGCCGACAGCAGCAUGACGAUCUUGCCCGAGGGGCUGAUCGAGUCGGAGGAUGAGAACGAGGAGGAGGACGACUUUGACGAGCGGGACGACGUGAAGUUGCGGACGGAUCGGCGCGUGCUGCGCAGUGAGCUGCUGAACCGGGAUCACCGCGGGUCGACCCGGUUCCGGUCGCGCAUCGAGGGCGCCUCGCCGAGCGGCAAGGAGCGGUCGAAGAUGAUCGGCAGCAUCGAGGACGAGCUGGGACCGCUGGACAGCUCGAUGAGCUCGGAGGAGUCGGAAAGCGAGCUUGAGAUGGGCGGCAAUCGGUUGAUCGAUGGCAGCCUCCGCACCGAUGACGACGAGGACGAAAGCUUGGCUAAAAUGCCCCGCGAAAGCUCCACCAUCAACCGGAGCGCAAAGGUGGACCUGAGCGAUGAGGAUUUUUAGAGUUUUUUUUUUUUUUAAGGAAUGGCUUUCCCGUUUCGGACACUCACAACCAGUGCUGCAAAAUGUCACUGUCAUGAAAAAAAAAUCUGACAAAAUCCAUGUCAGCGUCACGUGCUCAAUUGUGAUAAUCAGAGGAAAUACU